AUGUCCCAUUCUCAAAAAGAGGAUAUUCGUGGACAGCUCUCGGAUAUUCAGAAAAAACUUUUUGGUAGCGCAAGAGAUAAGUCCACGACACCACUACCACUGCCUGAUCCUACUCACGGUGCUAGACAGCCACCUGGAGGAAAUGAUUCAGGGCCCAAGUUGAAACUGAGGACUUCGUCUUCACAUUUGGGUAAAUUGAGCAACUCAAAUAAAAUGAACAAGCUUUUCCCACAACCGGCGCCAGCUCUUGGGCCAGAGAACAAGGGCCAUGACAUGGAUUUUGUCGUGGGGUUAAGUGAAAACUUGCUCACUGAGUGUCGUAAACUCACGGCAGAGAACAACAAGUAUAAAAGCAAGCUCAAAUCAGCAGCAGAAGAGCUAGAGAAGUACAAGAGUCAAAUAGUAGCCUUGACGAAUUCGAGAUCGUUUGCCGAGAACACGGAGGAGCAAUUGAAGAGCAAGAACUGGGAGCUCGAGACCAAGAACACCACACUUAUUGAGGAUCUCGAUCAGCUACGUGCUGCCAACGAUAAACUUGUCAAGACAAAUAACGAAAUGACAUUACGCAUAGCAUCUAUCCAGAAGGAGCACGACGACCUCCGUAUCUCGCACAAUACCUUAGACACUGAUUUUCACAAGACCAAAGACACCUACGAAAAGGAAGUUGCCGAGCUCAACGCACGCAUAGACUCCUUGAAUGACGAGAACGACUCCUUGCAUAUACAAUUGACAGCAGCUAAAACUGCUGAAGAAAAUAUUCACGACACUGCUGCCACUAAAAAGCCACAACCUAGCUUCGCUCGAAUGCAAGCUGUGGAGGAGGAUGAUCCAACUGACUUGGGUAGCAUAUUGGAAGCUAGCGAAAGGAUCCUCAGGGACGCCAACGCCGAUUCUGUAAGUUCAGACUUACGCGUGGAGACACUAAAAGCCAACCUUGACCACUCAUACAAGAUGGUGGCCAAAUUGAGAGGCGCGUUGCUCAAGGCGAGAUUUGAAAAUCAUAGCUCCGCUAAAGGUACACCUCCUAGCAGCAAGAAGGCGAAGAGGAAGGAGUUUCUACCACCUCUGACCAGAACCUCAACAUCCUUCUCGCCGGCGAAGCGAAACUCAAAAUUCGUUGUUUUGGAUGACGAAAAUGAGAACUGGCCGCUGGACGAAAAGUGGGAAGACUUCAUCGACAAUCAUUCUUCUGCCACUCCAUCCAAACCUGUACGCCAUAGAAUUUAUGACUGCGGAAGCCCCGAUGUGGAAAAGAUGGAGGAGCUACCCUCUCUUAAUGCUUCCGAUUGUUCAGACUCAGAAAAUGAAGAUGUUGGUCAUGCAAAGCGUGAGCUCAAUGCGGAAUUGUCUAAGCUCACCCCGGAUGCUACCGAAAAGCAAAUUCAGGACUACGCCAAGCAACAUCAUUUGGUUCUUCUACUGCAAGAAGACUACGCGAAGUUGCAGUAUAAUGACAUCGAUGAUGUUUCAGAUGAUAGACUCAAGAAAGCGACAGAGAUCAGAGGUUUUGUGUGUUUGAGUCAACUGGAAUACAAUGACCUCCUUGAGGAAAGUGAGAUGAGAUCUAAGCUCGAAAAGAAAGGGUUUGUUACUCUACCUUCUCAAGAAUAUGCUACUAUUUCGAAAGCGGCAGAGUCUUUCGCGAAGCCUGACUUCGAAUACCUCGCUAAUGAACUUAACCGAAUAGGUUUCCAGGCUGUGGAAACAGAAUACCUCGAAAUUCUCAAGAAUAAUGAAAGGCUCCUCUCAAACCCUUCUGAAUCGUAUUUGCGCUCUAAGUGCAAGGAAUAUCAAUUACUACCACUUACGAAUGACGAGUACAAGCAUCUAAAGAAAAUCGAGGCUGCUUUCGAAAAACCCGACAAAGGGUAUUUGACGAAAAAAGGAAAUGAGCUCGGUUUGAUUCUCACAACAUCAGGAUUCUACGAUGAUUUACUCAAACGUGCAAAUGAACCCUCGAUCGAGCAACUAACUGAACAUGGGAAGAAACGUGGUCUUUAUGUUUUAGAUGAUGAGAAAUUCUUUAAAUUAGAGAAUCCACUGUUGAAAAACUGGCUAUCUAAAGCUGAAACAUUUAAUCAUGUUGCUUUAAAGAAGGAGGAUUACGAGAGGCUUCACAAAGUAGCUUACGAGCCCACGAUUGAGCAAUUGAAAUCCGCUGCGAUUAAAAGGCUGCACAGGAUGCUUCCAUUGUCGGAAUUUGAUGAAUUAAGAGAGUUUAGGGAUACACCGACUUUGGCACACCUUUCGAAAAAAGCCGAAAUUCACGACCAUACUCUAAUCUCCAAAAAAGACUUGGAAAUCAUGAAAGACUCCAUUGAUUCACCCUCCAUAGAGAACAUACGAGAGAAAGCUGUUGGCCACAAAGUUAUCGAACAAGACGAAUAUGACAGUCUCCUUCGAAAAGCACAAUAUCCAUCUCUAGCCCAAAUUCAAAGCCAUGCCGAAAAGUUUGGUCUUGUGACUCUAGAACAGGAAGAAUACUCGAAUCUUUACAAAAACUUCCAUGAACCCUCACUCGACUUCUUGAAACAGAAAGCCCGAGACAAAGCACAUAUGUUGGUGAAAGCUGAAGAGUUUGAGAGAUUGACAGCCAUAGAAAGCCAACCUGAAUAUUGGUUCCUCGCUCAAAAAGCUAAAGUUUUGGGAUAUCUGAUUAUUGAAGCAUCCGAAUUGAGUCAUUUACGUAAUGUGGCGAAGCAUCCAGCAUUGGAAACCAUGUUUGCGGAGGCUACUUCAAGAGGCUAUACUUUGAUUGAGAAGGAGCGUUUAGCUUCUUUGAUAAGAAGUGCAGAACGUCCAACGGUUGACGAAAUUCGUUCCAUGGCCGCUUCACGAAAUCUCAACGUUCUCUCGAACGAUGAGCUCAACAGUCUCGAGGAAACUGCGAAGAAUCCUUCUACUGAAAGAAUCAGUAGUGUUGCUAAAUUACGAAAUCUUGUGCUAAUCUCUAAGGAUGAUCACGAAACUCUAAAACACAAUUCUAAGCAUCCAACCUUGAGUAUCAUUGAAGCAGAGGCCCAUGCCUUUGGAAGGGUGGUGAUACCGAGGGAUAUUUAUGACCGAUUGAACACUGACGCACACCAUCCUGGCAUCGACCUCUUGAAGAAGCAUGCUCUUCUUCUUGAUCAGGUUGUUUUACCGAAAGUCGAGUAUAGCAAUUUGCAGAAGAGAAUAUCAAAUCCUUCGAUCGAAGAAUUACAAUUACUGGCCUCAAAGUUGAACUUCAUCAUGACUCCGGCGUCAGAUUUCCAGGCUUUGCAGAACACUUAUGAAAACCCUUCUUUGGAUCAUCUUCAGAAACACACAAGACGUUUGAACCAUGUUAUACUCACAGCAACUGAUCAUGAGUCUUUGGUUGAGAAAUCUAAUCUGCCUUCCUUAGAAACUAUUGAAAAGAGGGCAAAGGAGUUGGGGCACGUUCUUCUCGAUUCAACCACAUUUGAGUCUUUGAAGAACGACUCAGAGAGGCCCUCUCUUGAGAAAUUGCGCAACCAUGCUGCGGUACACUCGUGUGAGCUAGUCGCCCAAUCUGAUGUUUCAGCGAUGAGAACGAAGCUAGAGACUCCUGAUUUAGACUUCCUCAAUAGCCAUUGUGAGCGAUUGAACUACAAAAUGCUUUCAGUACAAGAAUAUAUUGCUUUGGAGGAAGCAGCUAAACGCCCAUCCAUGGAUAUCAUAAGAAAGAGAGCUGAUAUGCUUGACCAUAUAGUAUUGUCGAAGAAAGAGGAAUCGACCUUGAGAAAGACUGCUCUUGAACCAGAUAAGGAAACCUUGCUUUCUCAUGCAGAGAAAGCAGGUUUGACUUUUGUGGACAGUAUCGAGUAUUCUCGGAUGAAGCAAUCUUAUGAAGACCCUACGAUCGAUAGAAUUGAACAAUAUGCUCACCAGCGUGAUCAUUGCUUGAUUAAGAAGCAUACGUUAAGCGAUCUCAAACACCAAUUAGAAUUCCCUGAACUUGAAUACUUGAAGCUGAAGGCCGCAGCACUAGACCACAAACUCAUUUCAUUGCGAGAAUUUGACGAGCCUUCCCUUGAAUACAUCGAAAACAAACUCUCGAAACACAAGAAGGUGGCAGUUCAUGAGACGGAAAUUGAUACUUUAAAAAUGCUUGCAUAUGAACCAUCACUCGAGCAUAUAAAAUCGCUUCCUAUUACAAAAAACCAAGUCAUCUUACUGACAGAGAAGCACACCGAGCUUGUCAAGAAAGUCGAUAACCUCCCAAAGGAUGUUUUAAUUGAGAAGAUCGAGGCUCAUGGGUUGGUGGCAAUCCCUUCUUCUGAGCUCGAGUCAAUAAAGCAGAAGUGCAAUAAUCCAGAUGCUGAAUGGUUGCAGAUGGUCGCAGAGAAGAACGACCUUAAAUUCAUGAGCAAGCAAGAUUUUUUUACGCUCCUGACUCUAGCUCACAAUCCAGGCAUUGAACACUUGAGAAAAUUGGCCACCAAUGCGCAUCUAACAUUGAUCGAAAACGACAAGUUCGAGAAUUUGAAGCAAAGAGCCGAGAAUCCUUCUGUAAACGAUGUGAAAUCAAUGGCUUCGAAGCUUGAUGGUGAGUUUAUCAGGAACGCCGACUUAAGAAGCCUCAAGGACUUAGCGAAUUGUCCCGAUUUAAACCAUAUAAGUUACCACGCCAACCGUCUCGGCCAGGUUAUUUUGACGUCCUCUCAUUAUGACAAUUUGUUGUCUCCAUCUAUGGAACAAUUGACCGAGUUAGCACAGAAGCAAAGGGCAAUUGUGAUUUCCAGCGAUACUUACGAAGAUUUGAAUCAAAUGGCACAUCACCCGAGCGUCGAUCAUAUCUCAAAGAUCGCUCUGAGACAUGAGCUUAGGGUGGUUCACAAACAUGUUUACGAAGCCUUAGAACAACAGGCUCAAAAUCCUGAUAUCAAUCAUGUGAAGGCAUGUGCAGCUUCUCUUGAUCACUCUGUGAUCGGGAAGUCAGAUUACAUGCGUUUGCUUGAAUUAGCGAGCAGACCUGAUAAGGAACAUGUCAAGAAGCAAGCUGCUCGAUUGGAGAUGGAACUAAUCUCUCGCGGAGAGCUUGCCCUUUUGAAACAAAGACUCAAUAACCCUGACAUUGACUUUCUUAAAUCGAAUCUUUCGAAGCAUGGCUAUGUCGCAGUACCAAGUCAAGACUUCGAGAAGCAUCUUGAAGACAAGGAGAAACUUGAAUCAAUGAAACUCAUCACCUUCGAUGAAUACAAUAAAUUAAAGAGCACAUAUGAAAAUCCAUCUGCUUCCUUUUUAGAGGACAAGGCCAACCAGCAAGGAAAUUCUAUAGUCGGCAUCGAUGAGCUUAAACGGUUGAAGAGCAUAUACGAAGAACCCUCUAUCCAGUUUUUGACGGAGCACUCGGAAACUAAAGGCUUCAAAGUCAUCGAGGAUAAGGAGUACUACCAGCUUAGAGAGACGUUCUUGUCUCCAUCUACUGAAUUUAUUUCCAUGAAGGCAAGGAAUCUUGGCUACCGUUUGAUGUCGGAGGAGAAUUAUAAUGAGAUUACUAUGACGAUCAACGAUCCUUCAGUUCUAUUUUUAGAGAAAAAGUGUGCUUCCAAAGAGUUAUCAAUCAUUCCUAGCAAUGAACUUAAAGAAUUGAGGAACAAAGUGGAGAACCCAGGGCUUGAGUUCCUCAGUGAGAAAGCCACAGAACAAUCUUACAAGUUAUUACCCUUUGAAGAACACGCGAAGUUGUUAGAUGCAAUGAAUUGUCCUUCACUUGAAUACCUUAAGGAAAAGGCGAAAGUUCAUCAACUGGUGGUGGUUCAAAAGGAUGAAUACAGAAAGCUAGAAAUGGACGCAGUGAACCCAACCCGAGACUCCGUUGAGCAGAAAGCGCGUUCUUUGGGAUGCGUGAUCUUAGAGGAACUGGAAGCUAUGCGGAUGAAAGACCAGCUCUCGGAUCCGCCCUUAGAAAAACUCGCCUCGGAUGCCGCCAAAAAAGGUCACAAGGUAAUCCCAGAGCACGAAUAUCAAAGUUUAUCUUCUCACUGCGAAAAGAGUGUUCAGACGUUGGCUAAAGAAAACGGCUACCAUCUUUUAGAGGCAGAAGAAUAUCGCAACUUGCUUGAAAUUGCAAAUAACCCUGAUAUUGAGAAAAUUCAGUAUCAAGCCUCGCUUCACGGAUACGCAGUCGUCAAAGAUGAGGAUCAUAGGAAAUUGCUUUCUGAACUUGAUACUCCAUCUCUCGAAUAUUUGAGAUUUAAGACCAGAGCUCUCAAAUAUCGCUUGGUAAGUGAAGACGAUUUCGAGAAGUUGAGCGAGCCACUCAGUACAAAACUUGCAAAAGCAGGGUUAACAGCAGUCCUGAAGAGUGAACAUCAUAAGUUGACAAAUCCGUCAUUAGAUGACCUCAAGCAAUUGUCCUGUUUGGAAAACUUCAAGGUCAUCGCUGACAAAGAGUAUCAUGAACUCACAAAGCCUCUUGAGCAGCAAAUUCAAGAAGCAGGGCUUGUAGCUCUUUCAAAUGAAGAGCAUCGCAAAUUACGACUGGAAGCGGAAUCGCCAACACUAGAAGUGUCUCGCCGCGUUGCAUCCAAACAUGGAUGCGUAGUGAUCUUUGAAGAUGAGUUCCACAAUUUAUCGAAGAGCAUUGAAGAGAGGGCGGCGGAAGCUGGGAAGGCUGUAUUAGAGAAAGAUGAACUUGAAGAUUUGAGGAAGGUCAUCAAGGAGCCAACGCUUGAUUUUAUCACCAAAUCAGCAAACUCUUUGGGCAUGACUUUAGUUGCCAAGAGUGAAUUGGAGGCAAUGCACCUAGCAGCAAAUAAACUGCUCACUGACAGAGCGAACGAAGAGAAUCUUAUUCUCUUGAGUCCAAAGGAUCGUGAUGACCUCAUGGAAUUCGAGAGUAAGUACAGAUACGCCACUGAAGCGCUCUCUGAAUUCAAGGCCAAAUUCGAAAACCCUUCGGAGGAUUAUCUUACGAAAGCAUCCAAGGCCAAGGGACUAAUUCUUGUGAAUAGCGCAGAGUUUGAAAAUUUGAAUCGGUCGAAAAAUAUGUCAAUUCAUGACAAAGCGGCGGCAUUAUCCAUGACUGCUAUCCCAACAACAGAGUUCGAAGAUCUCAAGAACCGCGCCAAUGAGUCAAUCGAGGAAAAAGCGGCCCAGAAAGGGUUCAAUAUAAUUAAAGUAGAGGACUUAAAAACCCUCAAAUAUGAAUGUGAACAUCCCUCUCUUGAGAAGGCUAAAUCGGUUCUUCAAACCAAUGGCUUGACGUCCAUAGGUGAACUAGAUCUUGAGAAGCUCAAGAAGGAGGCAACGCGUUCAAUAGAUGACAAAGCAAUUGAAGCUGGCUUUGUUUUGAUUCACAAAAUUGAUCACGAGAGAACCUUGCAGCAAUUGAAUAGUCCGACUGUGGAUUUCAUCGUAUCAAAGGCCAAUGCAAUGGGUUUCGAAUGCAUCGAGUCAAGCGAACUUGAUCAAUUACGUGCGGAAGCAUCUCGCUCUCUUUCAGAGGUUGCGCGGUCUCAAGGUAUGGUCGUCAUAGAUUCCACAGAGUUAAAGGCUUUGAGAGAUCAACUUCAUAGACCUGACGUCGAAAGCUUGAGAAAGGCGGCCAACGAUCAUGGUCUUAUUGUUCUCGAGAUGGGUGAACAUGAAAAUUUGAAGACCAAAGCAAAUCGAACUAUUGAAGAGCAGCUUGAAGGUACGCAGAAAAUGGUUAUUGACACUGCAAAGUAUGACUCCCUUCUCCUUCAAGCAACCAAGCCUUCUAUGGAAGCUUUAAGGAAAAAUGCUACAAAGAAGGGGAUGGAGAUUGUGCCCAAAGAUGAGCUUGACGAGAUGAGAAGUUCAUGUACAGAGCCGUUGGAGACCAAAGCAGAGAAACAGAAUCUCGUUUUGGUUCACAAAGAUCAAUUCAACGAUAUGAAUAAUCAAGUGACCCAUCCAAGUAAACAUUAUUUGAUCGAGAAAUGCGCCGCUAUGGGGUUGGCGGUCGCCGAGGCUUCUACGUUGAAGGAACUGAGCACAGACGAGGGAAAUGUCAUAAUAAGUAAAGAUGAGCUCGAAUGGCUCAAAUCUUCUGCCGGAAGAGUACUCACAAUUGAUGAGGCAAAAGACGUUCUUUCGCGCCACGACAUGAUAGUUCAUGAUAAGGAUCAACACGAGAAGAUUAUAAACGAGAGUAGCGAAAGCAAAAUUCCUCGAGUGUGCGAGCUCAUUCAAAUUCUUGAAGAUAAAGGUUACUCAGUAAAGAAAGACAUUGAUGAGUUCGAAGAUGCAAGUGAGUCCUUUGUUUUAGAUGAAGAAGAGUUGGGACAAACCGCCAGAAGACUUGGCUUCAUGUUGAUUAAGCAAACUGAAUACGACGAUCUAGUAAAGUACGCAGAUUCGUUGAACAAUGAAGAGUCAUUGAUGAAGGCUGGACAGGAGCUCGGCUAUUCUGUGAUCUCUUCGAACGAGCUUCUCAAACUUAAGCAGUUAUUGACCGAAAAAGACUCUCGAAUUCAUGAAUUGUCUUGUGAGGUGGAAUCAAAAGUCUCGAGAGAUCAGCUUCGAGGAGAGGCGGCCAACCUUGGAUUGGUCGUUCUCAGCGAUCAAGAACAUAAGUCUUUGCAAGAAAGCAUUGCUCAUCUUGAAGCCAGUCAGCCUAACGUUCUCACAAGAGAAGAAUUGACGGAACGCGCUAGUGACAUGGGACUCUCAGUCAUACCUACUACCGAAUUGCAUAGCAUGAAGCGUACUCUGAUGAAUCUAGAGGACUCUCGUCAAAUCAGACAGGCGGCUAAAAAGCAAGGUUUGCUUUGUGUUCCUAUAUCAGCAUAUAUCUCAAGUACGCCUGGCGAUGAUCCGUCAGAUUCGCAGGUCACAGUUCUUCCCACUUCUCAAUAUGAGAUUCUCCGCGAUAGCGCUCUCGAGUCCAUAGCUGAAGAAGCGUUCAAGGAUAUUGCUGAAAAACGUGGAUAUAAGCACACUUCAGAGAUACCUUUGAUACCUAAAGAGCCUUUUAACGCAAGCUUAGACUCGCCUUUGAUUGAAAGCAGAGAGGUUGCUGCGGGCGGUAUUCCUCAGUCCAAGUCUGUGGGAUCUAACCUAACCAUAAAUUCCAAGGCAAGUAUGCUUGACUCUAUUACAGGCAUGUCUGUCGCAAGUAACAUAUCGCUUACUGAUAAAUCUAUGAUUCCUGUGAUCACUCAGGUUCUUAUUGGGGAAUACCUUUUCAAAUACUACAGAAAACUAGGUCCGUUGAGCUCCAUUUCUGCAACAAGACACGAGCGGUAUUUCUGGGUGCAUCCGUACUCAUUAACAUUGUACUGGUCAACAUCAAACCCAGUGUUGAAGAAUCCCAAUGCCACCAAGAGUAAAGCUAUUGCCAUCUUAGGGGUUGAAAGCGUUGAGGACAGUAACCCAAUACCUGUUGGAUUAUAUCACAAGAGUAUUAUUGUACACUCACAAACGAAGUCUGUCAAGUUCACGUGUUCAAAUAGACGAAGACACAAUAUCUGGUACAAUUCGCUUCGGUACCUUGUUCACAGAAACAUCAAUGGGUUAGAUUUUGGUGGCAAUACUAGACAUCAGGUGAAGAAUUCUGAAGUUGAUCCCAGUGACGAAGAGGAGGACGGGCUUGCGGAUAUGACAUUUGAUGCCUCCAACAGACAAGCGUUGCCAAGGUCCUCCACAAUCCUGCGCAGCAAAUCAUUUGGACGAUUCAUGAGCCUAAAGAAAUAG
Candidozyma auris is the source of this 9666-nucleotide messenger RNA. RefSeq lists its product as uncharacterized. The record is from RefSeq and is a predicted model, not a curated record. Gene Ontology annotation, cellular component: mitochondrion; cell cortex. Gene Ontology annotation, biological process: dynein-driven meiotic oscillatory nuclear movement; microtubule cytoskeleton organization; establishment of mitochondrion localization. Bases 1 to 9666 code for a protein of 3221 amino acids. Gene Ontology annotation, molecular function: tubulin binding; phospholipid binding. NCBI's taxonomy places the organism in Eukaryota, Fungi, Ascomycota, Pichiomycetes, Serinales, Metschnikowiaceae. The transcript has a single exon.